Mercenaria mercenaria is the source of this 702-nucleotide messenger RNA. RefSeq lists its product as uncharacterized. The record is from RefSeq and is a predicted model, not a curated record. Lineage: Eukaryota; Metazoa; Mollusca; Bivalvia; Venerida; Veneridae. The transcript has a single exon. Bases 1 to 702 code for a protein of 233 amino acids.
AUGGCUCAGGUGGGCGCGAAUAAUGGAACACAAAAUGGACAUUUCAAUCAAAUGUUAGCAGGUCAGAACUUUAUGAUGUCAAACCCUAUGUACUAUAAUAAUAGUAACAGUAACAGCCAAUUCAUGCAAAUGAACUCUGCUUCUCCUGCAUUUUCUCCUAACAAUACACCUUCAUCGCCGAUGGCCAAUACACAUCAAAUGGACAUGCUAUCUGAGAUCUUACAACGUCUCAAUUCAAUGGAUCAAACAUUGACUCAGUUAGAUACAAUACAGUGUUCGGUCACAAACCUAACGGAACGCAUUGAUAUAGUUGAGCAGACGAUCAAAGGUUUUGAGGUCAAAUUUCAAGAAAUCGAGAGGAGUCGUCAGUUUGACAGUAAUGACCUCGAGGAAUUCAAUAAAAAGCAACUGCAAAUUGACUCUUCGUUGGCUAAUCUGCGUAAACUUGAAUCGGAGCAACGUACUAAAGAACAGGAAUUAAAAAGAGGAAUUACGGAUCUUAAAUGCAGAAGCAUGAGGGACAAUCUGCUGUUCUUCAAUAUUCCAGAGGAGAAAGACGAAAACUGCGAGAACAAAAUAUUAAACUUAAUAGAGGCAAAAUUGGGAAUUGAGAAUGCAAAAACCGAGAUCAAGCUUCAAAGGGUCCAUAGAAUUGGUGCAUUCAAAUCUUCCAAGAUUCGACCGAUUGUCGCAAAAUUUUAA